Cydia strobilella is the source of this 1935-nucleotide messenger RNA. RefSeq lists its product as uncharacterized. The record is from RefSeq and is a predicted model, not a curated record. Lineage: Eukaryota; Metazoa; Arthropoda; Insecta; Lepidoptera; Tortricidae. Bases 86 to 829 code for a protein of 247 amino acids. The transcript has 2 exons.
UUGUCAAACAACAAAUGCCGUGCUAGGGCGACGUUAGUUUAUUUAUUUAAUAAACAUUGAAAAACAACAAACAAUAUAAACAAACAUGAGAUGGAGCGAAAAAGAAACGUGUACUUUUGUCAAAUUGUACCUGGAGAAUGAAGCACUCUGGAAUCCUAGAGUUCCCGAGUACAAAUCCAAACCAGAUAGGCACAAAGCUUAUACUAAAAUUAUAGGUGAAUUCCGAGCUGCUACGGGCAUGCCUUUGACGGAACCUGAAGUGAGAACGAAGAUUAAGAACUUAAGGUCCACCUACAUCCAGGAGGUCAAUAAAAUACGUAAACGUUCUAGCCCGGACUCUGUUUUCAAGCCUUCGAUUAAAUGGUUCUAUGCUUGGCAUAAACGUUUUAGCAAGACGCUUAGAAGAGGUCUGGACGUUAUGGACGAUACGUUUUUUGAUCAUGAAGAACAAAUUGAUGAAUCAUAUCAAAAAAUAUGGGUUAGUCCAGACGAAGUCAAUGAUAACUCAAACUCGGACCCCUUCGAGUCCGAGCAAGAUAACUUCCUUCUAGUCCUCAAACCUGAGCCCGAGGAAGACAUAAAGCAAGAAGCGUCACAGAGCUCAUACAAACUAAAGAAGAAAAAAUUUAAACAUCGCCACAGUACCGACAACUCGGACAGAUCAUAUAGAAAUAGCAUAGACAAUGAGGCCAAAGAGGAUGAGUUUGAUAUUUAUGGGAAAUUCAUAGCGUCACAGUUGAGGAAAAUGAAUUUGCAGAAAGCGCUACGAUUGCAACUGGAGAUUCAGAGUUUAGUGAGCGAGGCUAGGAUUUCAGAUAUGGAACAUUGAAUUAAAUAGAAAUUUGUUUUUAUUAUUUAUUUAUUUUAAACUUUAUUGCACAUAAAAAGUGUACAACAGGCGGAAUUAAUGCCAUUAUCGGCAUUCUCUACCAGUCAACCAUAGGGGUAAACAGAAAAGCGGGUUUUUAGCAUGUUCACUGCGGGAAUGGAGUGUUAAGCUAACUAUUUUUGUUAUAUUUCUAUGCAUAGUCUGUCUAAGAUGACUCUGCACCGACUUUAACCUUUUCGCCGCCAUUGACUUGAUAUAAAGUCAGUACAUUUCGUGCCCUACACGCCAGAAUACGGAUUAUCUACGUGCAAUUUUUGACAUGGUGGCGAUGACGUGUCCGGGAAAAGGUUAAUACAACAAAGUGUACAUGUGUGAUUAAUUUGAUUAUAAACAUCAUUUUCUUAGAAAUUUUACAUUAAUAAUGAUAUUACAAAUGCCAUGCAGAGUUAACUUGAUCCGACUCUCAUUGUUUCCAAAGAAACGAUAAUAAUAGGUUACAUUGUUAGCAAUAAUCAGUCAAUAAAUAAAGAAGAAAUGUUAACCCUUUAUCAUUUUGUCAAUCAGUGAUCUUUAGAUAAAAUAAAGGUGUAUUUUUGUUUUUUGCAAACAUGUAAAAAAAUACUUCAAUGUAUGUCAAUUCAUAUUGAAUAAUUUUUAAUUUAUCAUAUUGAAUAAUGGAGAUAAAAAAAUUACAAAAUCUGACAUUACAUUUUGAGUUUCCUCUCCUUUCUCUUUCCUCAAAAGAGAGGUAGUUUUUGUAAAAGUAAUUUCUGAUAAUUUUCACAAAAGGACCAGUGUUCAAGUACAAGAAUAAAAUAGAACUCAAGAUAAUGGGGUUGGCUUGGCUUGGCCUGUCGAAGUAUUUGCAGAUGGCGCCAGCAGCGUAGGGUUUCACCUGUCAAUCCUAGGAAUAGUUUUUUUUUAUAGUCUGGAUAAUGGAUGCUAGCCCUUUAAGCCAAAUCUCAUAAAACAAAACAAGAGACAGGUGCUGGCGCGUUCUACAACCUUUGACAGUUGCCAACUCCAUUGAUUUGUGUAAAUUGUAUACUUACUGAUUUGUGUUGUGUUGUGAGGGGAAAUAAAUAUAAGAGAAAGUCAUGUAGCAA